This is a messenger RNA of Chenopodium quinoa (quinoa), 1162 nucleotides long. RefSeq lists its product as uncharacterized. The record is from RefSeq and is a predicted model, not a curated record. The coding region runs from base 39 to 974 and encodes 311 amino acids. NCBI's taxonomy places the organism in Eukaryota, Viridiplantae, Streptophyta, Magnoliopsida, Caryophyllales, Amaranthaceae. The transcript is spliced from 2 exons.
CUACCAAACCUAAAAUAAACAGAGCUUUGCUUGUUUCAAUGGCUUCAAUUUCUUAUGCACGCCUUCGAAACCCUGUAAUUUGUUUUUUCAAACCACGUGGUGGGUUACAACCUGAAAUUGAUUUCAACAAUACAAUUUACUUGUGUCCUGCUGCAAAUUCACCACACAGUCCUUAUGUUUCAAAAGAAGUGCUAUCAAAUUACAUCCUGAACCCUCAUAUGUCCUCAUACACCCACCGUAGGUUGAAAAUGCGGUUACCAAACGUCGAAGGAGCACCUGUACCGGCGCACCUGCCUAACAUAGGUAACUGCCAUGCACUGCCAAAGAGUAUGAAACGGCAACUGGAAUGGUACCUUAAGAACCACCAUGGCGUACCCUUCCACCUACUCCACUUGCUCGAUCCAGUCCACGUGCUUGAUUUCGCAGCACCAAUCUUUCAAUUGCAGUUUGAUAGGCUAUACCUCUGUAUGGCUACGUAUACAGAUGCCCUGCAGAUAGUUGAAGCCCCAAUGCACAGCAGUGCUCUUGGUUUGAGGGUAUUUUGUAAUUGGAUUUCGGCUCCAUCGUCAGGUUCACCUUAUCACACUGUUAUGGUAGACCCUAUAGGAGGCCCUCUCUUUGUUCCUGGGUUGAACCCACUCAAUCCUAAUACUCGAAUAGCUGUGUGGAAUAUAAAGGGGAUUACCCGACCUUCAUUCUUGUCAAACUUUGCCCUUCUGUCUCAAAUUCAUAAUUCCUCGAUCAUACUGCUCCUCGAGAUCAGGCACUCCGGCGAGAAUGUUGCUACCAUGAUUAACCAUCUCCAGGGGAGAUACCAUCUCUAUGCCACCCCAGUAUCCUCUUUCGACGGGGGAUGUGCUCUGAUGUGGAACCCAGAUGUUGUUGAAAUUCAACAAAGGCCAACAUUUGUUCGAGCUGCAAUGGUUAAUGUUUUCAUUCAGGGAGUACCAUCAUUUCUGUCACAAGCUCCGUGAAGGAGAUGCAGUAGCUAGUAUCAUGUAAAUGUAAUAAGCUAAGUCACCAUUCUCGAGCUACAUGUUCUGGGCGACUCAAGAUUUAAGUUUUUUUAGAACUGUCUAUUUAAUUUUUAUUUUGAGUUUUUAUUUUCCUUUAUUUAUGUUGGAACUUUACAACUUCAAUUUAAGACUAUCGUAAUUUUCGA